Messenger RNA from Pseudophryne corroboree (corroboree frog), 6194 nucleotides. RefSeq names its product nuclear factor I C (gene NFIC). Gene Ontology annotation, biological process: regulation of transcription by RNA polymerase II. The record is from RefSeq and is a predicted model, not a curated record. Gene Ontology annotation, cellular component: nucleus. Lineage: Eukaryota; Metazoa; Chordata; Amphibia; Anura; Myobatrachidae. Gene Ontology annotation, molecular function: DNA-binding transcription factor activity, RNA polymerase II-specific; RNA polymerase II cis-regulatory region sequence-specific DNA binding. The coding region runs from base 736 to 2331 and encodes 531 amino acids. The transcript has 12 exons.
GCGGGAAGAGUGUAGUAGUGACAGUUAGGGAGGGCUGAGUGAGGAAGAGUGCAUAGAUGGGGAUAGAGAGAAAAGGCUAGAGGGGGUGAGAAGAGGGUCAGAUAGGGAGAGAAUGAGGAAAUGUAACAGCCUGAGAAGUGUGUGACUAUGGGAUUAUAUGGAGGCAGCCCAGCAAUGAGGGUGUGUGUCACACUGUGACCAGGCGGGGUAACAUGUGCAGGGGGCACACAUGGGUACACUUCAUCGAUAUGAAUGUAUUAUUGACAUCACAUGAGUCCAAACAUGUCCCACACAAACACACGGACUGGCUGUGCUUGCUGUGAGUGACUAUAAGAAAGGUGUGCAGCUGUGCCACUGAGGAGGGGAGGAUGAGGCUAUGAGACACACGGAGUCAGUGGUAUAUGUACAGGUUGUUCUACUACAUCGUAUUUUAUUUUAGGGUGCUCCUUUAUCCCCAGCAGCUCCCCCUCCCCUCCCUCCGGCCCAGUAAUUCCCCAGUUGGAGCAGUGGGGAGGGCAGUGCAGGAUCUUACACUAUGUUACUCAGCAUUUCGUGCACAGCACUAGCCGGGAGAGGAGGCAGGGGCGCUGGGACCCGCAGUAGCCUCUGAGACAGGAUACAAAGGGGCUCUGAUGGGAUUAUCACCCCCUCCCUUCUACUGACUGCACGGCGAGAAUGGACCUAGGAAGAGCCCAGAGUCCCGCACCUCCAGCAGCGUCAUUGUAGCGGACACUGAUGAUGGAUGAAUUUCACCCCUUUAUUGAGGCUCUGCUCCCUCAUGUACGAGCCUUUGCCUAUACUUGGUUCAACCUUCAGGCUCGUAAAAGAAAGUAUUUCAAGAAACAUGAGAAAAAAAUGACUAAAGAGGAAGAGAGGGGUGUGAAAGAUGAAUUGCUGAAUGAGAAAGCUGAAGUCAAGCAGAAGUGGGCAUCACGUCUUUUAGCAAAGCUUCGCAAAGAUAUCAGGCCAGAGUUCCGUGAGGAUUUUGUGUUGUCUAUUACUGGCAAAAAGGCAGCCAGUUGUGUCCUCUCCAACCCGGACCAGAAAGGGAAGAUGAGGAGAAUCGACUGCCUGCGUCAGGCAGACAAGGUGUGGAGGUUGGAUCUUGUGAUGGUUAUCCUCUUCAAGGGGAUUCCGUUGGAGAGCACGGAUGGAGAGAGACUGGUGAAGGCAGCACACUGCUCAAACCCCCAGUUAUGUGUACAGCCGCACCACAUUAGUGUCUCUGUCAAAGAAUUAGACCUGUAUUUGGCUUACUUUAUUCGAGAGAGAGAUUCUGAACAGGACAGCAGCCCUCGGACAGCAAUUGGCUCAGACAUGGAGGACACUAAACCAAUCAAUUUGGAUAUAACAGAUUUCCAGGAGAGUUUUGUCACUUCUGGUGUUUUCAGCGUCACGGAAUUAAUCCAAGUGUCUAGAACUCCAGUUGUCUCUGGCACAGGACCCAAUUUCUCUCUAGGAGAGCUACAGGGACACCUGGCGUAUGAUUUAAACCCUGCGGGAACUGGGAUGAGAAGGACCCUCCCCAGCACAUCAUCUAGCGGGAGUAAGAGACACAAAUCUGGCUCUUUGGAGGAUGAUGUUGACACAAGUCCUGGAGGGGAGUUUUAUGCAUCCCCUUCUUCUCCAACUGGGAGCAGCCGAAACUGGACAGAGGACAUGGAAGGUGGAAUGUCUCCCUCUGUGAAGAAGUCAGAAUUGGACAAAUCACCAUUUCACAGUCCAUCUCCUCAAGAUACGUCCCCAAGAAUCAGUGGCUUCACCCAGCAUCACAGGCCGGUCAUAGCUGUACACAGUGGCCUUGCCCGCAGUCCACACACAUCCACUACGUUACAUUUUCCACCUUCCUCCCUCCUCCCCCAAGCUGCCUCCACUUACUUCCCACACACAGCUAUCCGCUAUCCCCCUCACCUCAACCCUCAGGAUCCUCUGAAAGACCUGGUAUCCCUUGCCUGUGACCCGUCCAGCCAGCAGCCAGGCCCGCUGAAUGGGAACGGCCAGGUGAAGGUUUCGAGUCACUAUAUCUCUACGCAGAUGCUGGCCCCACCUCCUCCAGUCAUGACCCGCCUCUCAUUGCCCUCCGAUACCAAAUCUACUACCGCAUCCGAUGGUGGUACCUCUUCACCGACUUCUCCAACAUACUCUGCCCCUAGCACGCCACCCGCCAACCGACCCUUUGUAGGACUUGGCCCCCGUGACCCUGGGAGCAUAUAUCAGCCACAAAGGCCACUGGAGAGCCAUGAUCUUCUACAACUACAAGAGCGUGGUCUGCGACAGCAGGAGAGUUUUGACCGACUGCAAGCUGCUUUUAGGUCUUGGUACUUGGGUUAGCAGCCUGACCUACCUCCCAUCCACUGGAACCAGCAGACAGAAAGUGAGAGUCUCUGCGAAGCUUCAGGUCCACAGGACAACAGCUCAAAGCAUCUCUUUGCAAAAAUAUUCUUUCCAUGAAUGAGAGAAAUGCCUGCAGUGGUCAGUGGGAGAUGAGGAAUAAGAAUAAUCUGUCAUCUUUUGAUGGGUCGUUCUCUUCAGAAGACAGGCACGGGGCUGGUGUUCCUGCAUCAUGGAUUAUUGGAAAAAAUAUAUCUAUAUGAUUUUAUUAUCCUAUCAUUCUUAGCCCAUUCACAAAAGGGUUGAAUGUCCAACCAGCAAGAAGGAGGAAGAACUAAGAUCUUCCUGGAUAUACUUUAUUAUUAUUAUUAUUAUUAUUAUUAAUGUUAUUAUGCAAAUGAUAUACCUUCAUUGUUUAUUUACUCUAUUCUGCUCCAUCCCAGAAAAGCUUAUCCUGUUUUUGGCUGAAGGACUUUGGCUUAUGAAAGCUUGGCAUUAGGGAGGGAUACACAAAAUAUUGUGGAAUGCACCUUAACCUUCUCUUUGGGUCUUAUUCAUAAUUGCAGUGUACCUAUUGAACCACAUACACAUUUGCAAGUGAAUUAGCACUCACCUUUUUGAGACAAAUUAAUGAUAUAAUGUAUAUGUGACUGUCAGAGAAAUAGAGGGUAGUCAUACAUCUCCAAGUCAUUUCCAGUCUGUUGAUAGGCCAUAGAAUAUUUUGUGCAAUCUCACUAUAAAAACUCAGCUUGUUAUGUUUAAGUCUGAAAUGCCUAAACAGCAUUACAUAAUGAAGAUAUAUAUGCGUGUGAGCAGAAAAAUAGGCCCUCUCUCUUUAAAACCAGAGACUGGUGCCCAAGUCAAAAUAGUAAUUCAAAUAUUAUCAGCCAGUACUCAUGACAUGCACAGAAAAUAAACUUUAUUUCCAUGUUUUGAGACCAAUCCAGGAUCUUUUUACACACUCUUCUUUGCAUGUCAAGAGUGAUGCCUGAUAUUUCUAUAAUCUCAGAUAUCUCAAAUAUUAUGCAUGAGGUUUUUUUUUAUAUGAUUUAUAAUCUACAUGUGCGCAAAUGUAUAUGUGUUUCCAUAGAGCAAAUGUGUUAACAUCUGUAUAUGCUGUUGCAAGUUUGUAUAUAUAAAUAUAUAUAUAUAUAUAUAUAUAUAUAUAUAUAUAUACAUAUACACACACAUGCAAUGUUGUCAAAUCUGACUUGCAGUGACUUGCGUACUUUCCAAGUUUUCAUAUAUGCAAAAAGAGGGCCGUUACCAUGAAUAGUGCAUGGCAUUUAUAUAUAAACAUAAAUUUAGGUAGACGUUGCUGAAAGGCUGACUUGGAGGACUAGAUUUUACAGGUGUGUUCAUUUGGACAAUAUUACUUGAUAUCCAGUGCUAUCAUAUUUUAUGACCCUAAAAACGUAAUGAUUCUGUCUCCAGUCUGUUUUUGGACGGGUGCUCAUUUUGAGGACUAACCAAACUGGCCAUCCCAAACAUAUUAUCUGUUUCAAGCACACUUGCACUCACGUCAAUAAAAGAUAGAACAGGUAUACUUUUUAUAUUUAUGACAUUAAAACAUCCUAUUCUGUAUUCAAAUUGAAUUAGUGCAUUUUUAAGUUUAGUUCAAAACACAUACUGUACCUCUAAUUAUUUUAUGUCAAGGGAAAUGAGUAAGGAGCUCAGUUAUUUUAUUGCACAUUGUUGGUGAUAAAAGUUAAGAAUUGAGAGAAAAGUCGAUUUAUUUUCUCCAAAACAAUUAAUACACUCACUAAAGUACAGUCAGUGUAUACAUACUGUACACAUUUGCAAGUGAAUCAGCACUCACCUUUUAAUGUAUAUGUGACUGUGAGAUAAAUGGAGAGUAGUCAUUUCAGCUCUAAUCAUGACAAUUGGGGUCUGGUUAGUCAGGGAAGGUUGUGGCCUCCUCAGAAGAAAUGGAGAUGAUGUGAUCAGAUCAGCGCCAAUACAAGCGGGAAGAACAUGGACUAAAUUGACCCUAUUUUCCAUUUGAGCGUUUUGACAGAAACGAGUAUGGCCGAUACAAGCAGUCACAAAACAUAUACUAGGAGAUGUAUUAAGCCAAGUUAGAGAUAGAUAAAGUGGAUAAAUUGUCCAAAGCAACCAAUCAGCAUAAUCUAUGACAUGACAGAAGCUGAGUGGGUGCUUUGGGCAACUACUACACUUUAGCUCUCUCCAAGCCUUGAAUCAUCUCCCGUCCAGUGAGGCGUGCCGUCAAGCGAAUGUGAUAAUUAAGAUAAGUCCUCUGGAGCUAUGGGCGUUUAAUGAGCCAGUUACAACCUCUCAAUCCUUUCCCACAAUUGUGUGUGUAAUUGGGUAGGUUAGUGCUGCUGUAUGCCUACUUUCUCCAGACAUUAGAAGCCAGUCAAAUAAAACAACUUACCAUUAAUGUCAUAGACAUUAAAACUCAUAGUACUCUCCAAAUUGUUGGGAUAAAACUUUAUAAUAGGCGCAAAGAGGAAAUCUGGGCAAUAUAAUAGGGAAAUUUGGGUGGUAUGGAAGAUGUGUCUAGCAUCUCAAGUCACUGCAGUAAUAAAGGUGUGUUUACAUAGUUUAUAUGUUUGUGUGUGUACAUAUAUGUUGCAACCAUGUGUCUGUGUAUAUGUAGAGCCGGAUUUGUGAAAAGACUUGUAGUAUAAAUUGACACUAAUCAAUCAUAUGUAUUGUGUUAUAUCGGUAUAUUAUGGCAUGAGUUGGAUUGGAGAGGUGUGGAUAAUGCAAUUGUAAAAUGAUCCUUCAGUUACAGAAAAAACAAAUCCGGCUCUAAAUAUGAUGUAUAUGUGUAUAUAUUCAGUAUGCAGAUGUUUUAAGUACAUGUAUAUAUACAAAUAUACCCAAAUUCAUACAUACAUUGAAAGCAGGAUAAAUGUACUGAUAUGUAAAUUACAUACACUACUCAAGUCAGCCCCUCAAGUAUAAAACGUAAUUUGAAAAAUAAAUGUAAGUACUAAACAGAAGUUAUCAGCCACGUUACAGAGUAAACUGCAUGGUGCUUCUUCCUGCAAUCUACCCCACUACUUGCACUCAUCCUUCAGGCUUGUGGCUGAAGACCUGCAUGGCAGAUUUAAAAAUGGCACUAAUCCCAUUAAAAGUUAAGAUGAGAGAGUGCAUUAUUUUAUACUUCAUCCCUCCCUCUCUGCCAUGUAUAAAUAGUCUGUUUUAAAGGGGAUUAAAAAAAUAAAAUAAAAAAAUAAUAAUACAUACUUAGUAAUUAAGCAGCAUGUCUGCUCAGUUCUAUUAUGGGUUUUUACUGCUCCAUGUGGUAUUGGUAUCUCUUCAGCUGACCCACGCUUAACACCCAAAAAACCCUAAAUCCUCAAAGAGCUCUCUGCAAAUGGUCAGCUAAAAUCUGGUCCAUCAUCAGGCUGCUUUCUACUUCUAGAUAGUGAUGUCAUUGCUUGGGUUGUCACAUACAAAAUAGCAGUAUUGUAAAAUAAAACAAAAUGACUUUAGGGAUUUUGAGGUGGCGAGGAAAGUGUCAAUAAUUUCUGUGGGACCAUCACAAAAAUCUGAUAUGGGGUCUGCUGCAUUUUAAGAUGUUGUAUGGAAGGGUUAACCGAAAACCAUAAUAUAAAAAAAACACUAUAGCGUACAAACGUAAAGUAUCCUAUGAAGCAAAAUAGUAUAUAUAUAUAUAUAUAUAUAUAUAUAAAUAUAUAUAUAUAUAUAUAUAUAGCAUUAAAUAUGUACAAAUUAUCUUUUUUUUCCCUUAUUUGCACGGAAUUUUCUAUCACAUUAUGUGCCUUGCCUUCUGAUAAAUGAUGAAAUAACCACUUGCUCAUUUGCUGCAUGCUCUGACUUCAGUAUACAGGAAAUAUGAAAUGUGUACAGACAUUAAACAGUUAAUAAUU